This is a messenger RNA of Salmo salar (Atlantic salmon), 972 nucleotides long. The record is from RefSeq and is a predicted model, not a curated record. Lineage: Eukaryota; Metazoa; Chordata; Actinopteri; Salmoniformes; Salmonidae.
CAUACAAAGGAUCAAACAGGAGCAGGACCUCAGCAUUUUUACCCUUUCUUACAAAUGGAGGAACACAAAGAUGAUCAACACUGUUUUCAUAACUCUUCUUGCAGGAAGGCUUCGCUAUCGACAUCUAUUUACAUAACACUGUACAUUUUGUUCUCAUUAAUUUCAGCGGUUACAGUAUUUUUGAACGUACUGGUGAUCAUCUCGAUCUAUCACUUCAAGCAGCUCCACACUCCAACCAACCUGCUCAUCCUUUCUCUGGCUGUGACAGAUUUCCUGGUGGGACUGAUUGCGAUACCAGUAGUGACUGUGGCAGUAAUGGAAUCAUGCUGGGUUUUUGGGAAAUAUUUCUGUGUGUUUUUUCUCUUCAUCGGUUACUUAAUUAUUUCUUUAUCUCUGGGCAAUUUGGUUUUGAUAUCUAUUGAACGUUAUGUAGCUGUGUGUUAUCCCUUGUUGUACCACACAAAAAUAACAAUACCAAGAAUUAUCUGUUGGAUAUUGAUUACCUGGUGUUGGUGUAGCAUAUACAACACUGCUAUUUCAAAUAACUCUGUAACUGUACAGGUACCCAAAAUGUGCUUUGAAGAAUGUUUUAUUUUAGAAGGAUUUAACUGGAGUAAAACCAUUGACUUUGUAAUUAUAAUGGUUGUACCAUGCUAUAUUAUUAUAACACUUUAUUUCAAAAUUUUUGUGGCUGCCAGAUCACAGGCCAGAAAGAUAUUUUCAAAAGAGGCUGCCACCAAGUCUGGUGUUAAAAUUGUACGGGCAAAUAAGUCUGAGAGAAAAGCAGCAAAAACUCUAUCUAUUUCUUCCUCCUCCACCCCCUCUGCUGCUUCUCCAUGGACAUUUACCAUGCCCCCACCCCAGUCUUCCUCCACCCCCUCUGCUGUUCCCCUCGCCAUCAACAGACAUUUUACCAUGCCCCCAUCCCAGUGGACAUGUAUCAUCGCUACAGUUGUUAAUAAGUACUGUUAA